This is a messenger RNA of Solea solea (common sole), 2079 nucleotides long. Its product is annotated as prolyl 4-hydroxylase subunit alpha-1-like. Gene Ontology annotation, molecular function: iron ion binding; L-ascorbic acid binding; procollagen-proline 4-dioxygenase activity. The coding region runs from base 183 to 1778 and encodes 531 amino acids. The transcript is spliced from 15 exons. The record is from RefSeq and is a predicted model, not a curated record. Gene Ontology annotation, cellular component: endoplasmic reticulum. Lineage: Eukaryota; Metazoa; Chordata; Actinopteri; Pleuronectiformes; Soleidae. Gene Ontology annotation, biological process: peptidyl-proline hydroxylation to 4-hydroxy-L-proline.
CGUGUGGCUGCACCUGUUUCAACCUCGGAGCCGGAAGAAAGACGUUAAUUAUCCUCUUCAUAAAAUGUUUGACAUUAAAGUCACAGCUGAUUCAAACAGAAGAAGAAGAAGAAGAAGAAGAAGAAACGCGUGGAUCUGCGGGGACUCCUCUCUUCUCUUCUUCUCUGACCUGCAGAGGCAGAAUGGCGUCCUGGUGUUGGUCGUCUCUGGUCCUCUGUCUCCUCCUCACGUCGUCCUCGGCUCAUGACGACUUCUUCACCUCCAUCAGUAAGAUGACUGACCUGCUGUUCACAGAGAAGGACCUGCUCACGUCUCUGAAGAACUACAUCCAAGCAGAGGAGAAGAAACUGGAGCAAAUCAAAACGUGGGCUGAUAAACUGGACGUCCUCUCAGCUGCUGCCACUCAGGACCCUGAAGGUUUCCUCGGUCAUCCAGUGAAUGCCUUCAAACUAAUCAAGAGGCUCAACACUGAGUGGGCGGAGCUAGAGAGUCUGGUGCUGAGUGACAUGUCUGAUGUUUUCGUCUCUAACCUCACUGUCCACAGACAGAACUUCCCUGACUCUGACGAUGAGACCGGAGCAGCCAAAGCUCUGCUGAGACUGCAGGACACGUACCAGCUGGACACGGAUGCCAUCGCCACUGGACACCUGCCAGGCUCCUCCUCUAACCGCGGCUCUCUGACGGUCAGCGACUGCUUCGACAUCGGGAGGUCGGCGUACUUGCAGAAAGACUACUAUCACGCGCAGCUGUGGAUGAUUCAGGCUCUGAAGCAGUUGGACCAGGGAGAGACGUCCAGCAGCGUGGACGCCAUCACCGUCCUGGACUAUCUGAGUUACACACUGUACCAGCAGGGGGAGCUGGAGAGAGCGCUGCAGCUCACCAAGAGGCUGCUGGAGCUCGAUCCGACGCACCAGCGAGCUACCAAAAAUCAAAAGUACUUUGAGCAUCAGCUGUCCAAUCAGAAGGGAGAGGAGAAAAGGGCGGAGUCUGCGCGGAGUCCAAAGGGGGCGACACACAAUGUCCCUGACGACUUCCUGCCAGUGAGGCGGCGCUACGAAGAGCUGUGUCGAGGCGAAGGCGUGUCGAUGACGCCACGCAGGCAGAUCCGCCUCUUCUGCCGUUACUAUGACAACAAUCGCCACCCGAGGUACGUAAUUGGUCCAGUGAAGCAGGAGGUCGAGUGGGACCGCCCCUUCAUCGUCCGCUACCAUGACAUCGUGUCGGACAAAGACUUGGAGACGGUCAAAGAGCUCGCCAAGCCCCGGCUCCAACGAGCCGGUGUCUAUCAUGCUAAAACUGGCAGAGGGAAGACGGUUGACUACCGCAUCAGUAAGAACGCGUGGCUCAGAGAACACGAACAUCCAGUUAUCGAUAAGAUCAACCAGAGGAUCGAGGACAUCACAGGUCUGGACAUGUCCACAGCUGAACACUUGCAGGUGGCUAACUACGGUGUUGGUGGACAGUACGAGCCUCACUAUGACUUUGGGCGGGAAGAAAGAUCAGAGGAGUUGGGAAGGAGAAUCGCCACCUGGCUGCUUUACAUGAGUGACGUACAGGCAGGGGGCGCCACAGUCUUCACUGAUGUCAGAGCUUCUGUGAAGCCUAUAAAGGGGACGGCCGUGUUCUGGUACAACCUUUAUGCCAGCGGAGAAGGAGACGAUCGGACGAGACACGCUGCCUGUCCGGUUCUGGUCGGGAGCAAAUGGGUGUCCAAUAAAUGGAUCCAUGAGCGAGGACAAGAGUUCAGGAGACGCUGCGGUCUCGGCAAAACGGACUAGCAACGCUAACUUUGCCCCUGCCGGUCAACUUAAUGAUUAAAUAUUUUAUAUUAGAUAUUAAUGAUCAAUAUGUUCGAUCAGUUCAGAUUUAAUCACCUGCUUUUAUUUUGAAAAACUUUUCCAAACACUUCAGAGAGAAAAAAAACGAUGAGUCAUGAAACAGUCACCUCUGUUUCAUGACUCAUCAUUUUUUUGUCUCACCUGACACAACCAACAGUACUCAGCGAAAAAACUUUAUUGAUACAAAUUUGUAUUUAUUUUGAUGUUGAACACACACACACCAAUAAAGUUUAAUCAUUAA